UGAAACUUAAUCGCGAGCCAAUAUUUCGUGAAUGUGUGUUCUCGCCCAAGAUGACUCAUCAUCGCCGGAUAUUUUCCUGUCUUGCCGACUUUCCUUGGCAUUCCUGUCGUAGUAACUAGUCUCACCAGAUGAGAGAAAUGCCGGAGAAGCUGUGACGACUUCUGUACAAGAUAUAAUCAGGAUUUAUAGAGGAUUUUACACUACCGUGCUUCCCAGUCUGUGGAGUGCGAGUGUUUCAGUCCUUGAGAUCUACGGCGUGCUGCUGUGAACCACGCUCAGUUUCCCCGAGACUGCCCCGACGAUUGACCUGCUCUGCGUGGCUGCUCAACUUAAAAUACUGUGCAUGUGUAAUAAGACUGAGGACUUCUGCUCAGCUCAGCUCAGUGAAGUGAAGUGGCUGUAGUGUAUCUCAAAUCAAAGUUGAACACCACAAGAUUGCCCGUUUACAGCCGUGCUGACUUGUUUGAUUUAUUCUUGCAGGAGUUUAUUUUGGAUUUCUAUGUCAUUUCAAAUAUUGGCCUUCAUGUUUGUGUGAUUUCUAACCAUAGACUAAUUCAAGGCUAGGCUUUUGACAUUGAAUUAAUUCUGCUUUUGUCAGUUUUGACAUGUUUGUUAACCGAAUCAUGUCAUGUUGUUAGACUGGUGUCAAAGUGAUACAGCGAGAAGGUGCUAAAGAAAGUUAGAGGUCUAUCUGCGAGCUGUAGAUAGACCUUACAUUACUUAUACUUGAUGAGGAUACAUGUGAAAAGAUGUCGACCAUUGCAUCUUUAGAGGAAUUCAUGGGACACCCACUUGUCGUUUGGGUGCAGACUUUCAAAGAUGGGAACCAAUUGGAUUAUAUGGAGCUGGUAGAUGGAGUUCUACUUAAUGAUGCCUUUGCUCAGAUUGACACCAGGCCAUCAUCCCUGAGGGUCAAUGGGGAGGUCAAUGGUGAUAUCAAUCUACGCAUACAGAACCUGGAUUCCUUGAUGAAGAAAAUCAAGUCAUUCUAUCUGGAAAUGCUUGACCAGCUGAUUGUGAUGAAGCUGCCCAACAUCUUGACCAUCGCCAAGGAGCCGCUGACCGAGGAGGCUCUGAGGGAGGUCCACAAGGUGUUGCUUCUCAUGCUGGGAUGCGUCGUCCAGUGCGAGCAGAAGGAACUCUUCAUCGAAAGAAUCAAGCUGCUGGAUCUGGAUGUGCAGCAGGAGAUCGUUCUUCACAUUCAGGAGGUGACGGAUAAUUCAGAGAAUGUGUUCAACCUGGAGCUAGGUGAGCUGAGUGAUCUAGACCAGGCCCAGAAAGAGAUAGUCUCUAAGAACAUGAUCAACCAUCUACGCAGACUGGCAUCGGAGAGAGAUGACUAUUCAGAGACCAUCAUGGAGCUGAGUCAAGAGAAGGAGUUCCUCCAAUCCCAGGCGGACGGGCGCGUCCUCUCCCCCUCCCCGUCCCUGACGAGCCCCGGGACGGACAAGCGGCAUGUGACCGUGGAGCUGGCCGAGUCCAAGGCCAAGCUGCGGAGGAUGAGGCAGGAGCUGGAGGAGAAGAAUGAGAUGGUGCUGGAGUACAAAGAGGAGGUGGAGAAGUACAACACGACACUGCAGAAGUUACGGCAAGAGAAUCUUGAGCUGACACAAGAUGCACGUUCAGCCAGGGCCUACAGGGAUGAGCUGGAUGUGUGGAAGGAGAAGGCCAGCAAAGCAGAGAAGUAUGAGAACGAGAUCGCCAAGUACAGGGAGAAACUCAAUGAGCUGGAGUACCUCAAGAAAAGAGUGGAGGAAUUAAAAGAAGACAACCAGGUCCUUGUUGAGACCAAGUCCCUGCUUGAGGAGCAGGUCACCACUGCCAAUGACAAGCUGGAACGGGGCCACUUAGCAGAGGCAGAGUGCCUCAGGUCCAAGGCUCAGAUGGAGACCAUGGAGGAGGAGAGGGACAUGGACAGAGGUAGGAUAGCAGAGCUGGCCGAGGAGGUAGCCAGGCUGAGCUCAGACCAUAAGCAGAGUCUCAACGAGUCGGCCAGUCUGGGUGUGGAGCUGGAGAAGGCUAAGCUCAACACUUCAGCUGCUACCUCCUUGUCAGCAGAGUGCAAUGACAGUGCUUCAAGUAAAGUGCACAAAUUAGAGAAUGAAUGUCAGAGACUCCAGCGGGAGAUGGAAGCAAUGAGAGAGUCUGCUGGGUUGGAAGCCCAGACUCGGCUCCUGGAGGUGGAGAAAGAGAACCAGAGACUCAGCAGGAAGCUGGAGAAGGUGCAACAGGCCAGCUCCAAGGAGAUGACCGGUCAUCUUGAGAUUGAACAGGAUAACAGUGUCCUCAAGAGAGAGAAGAAGGCUCUGGAUGACACCAUCAUGACCAUCAAGGAGAACUCUGAGAGGUACCAGAAGGAAUGGGAUACAGAGAAAGAACAAUUGGAAAGGACGAUAGAAACCCUGAGGGAGAGGAAUAAGAAGGAUGUAGACCAGAGGAUACAGGAUGUAGAAAAAGAGAAUAGGAAAUUAUUAGAGGACAUGAUGGAUAAUCAGAGUAAACUGUCCAAAGCAGAACACGAGACAAAGCAAUUACGGAAAUCUUUGGAGAGAUUGAAAGACAGGACGGAUAGGGUUGAGGAGUUGGAGAAGAGCAGUGAGGCUCUGGAGUUGGAGAAGGAGAAACUGUUGAGGAAUGUUGAAAUGCUCAAGUUGAUGUGUGAAAAGUUUGAUGAGGUUGAGAAGAGCAAUACAGAGCUGGAGGUGGAGACCAGCAAGUUGACCCGGGCGCUGGAGUCUUCCAAAGUCCGCGUCCAGCGGUUGGAGCAUUGCGAGAACGAGAACGUGAGGUUAAAAGCGGACACGCAGACCCUGCAGAGGUCGCUGGAUGCGAUGAAAGGCAUGGCGACCAGGAUCACGGAGAUGGAGCAUUACAAGGAGGAGUGUGAGAGGGAGAACAGGCAGCUGCAGAAGAUGGUGGAAGGGAUCAAGACGGUGCAGGACAAGGUGGGACAGCUAGAGGUGGACAACAUGAAGCUGGGUAACGAGAAGAGGAAGGUGGAGAAGGUGGCGGAGCUCAACAAGGAUACGAUACACAAGCUAGAGAGAGAUAACCAGGACCUGGAGAGAGAGGUGGAGAGAUUGAAGAAACAAAUUGAAGCUCUCAGUCUCUCUGAGAAGCGCUUGGAGGAGCUGGAGAAAGACAGCAAGACCCUGGAGCUGGACCAAGAGACACUCACCAAGGAGAAGCAUAACCUGGAGAAGGAGGUCAAGCGGCUGCGUGGCCUGAUGGAGUCCAGGGACCAGCAGCUGGACAAGGCCCAUGCCAGGAUCGGCAGCCUGGAGCAGGACAAUAAGCUCCUGCAGAAGACCGUUGGCAAGAACAAGGGAUCCGGAGACAGGGCCAAGGAGCUGGAGAAGGAGAACAAGGAGCUACUUAAACAAUCUACGAUCGAGAAAAAGACACUUGCCACACUCAGGGAGGAACUUGUAAAUGAAAAGAUCAAGACCCAGCAGCUGAGUAAUGACCUGGAGAAGCUAACCUCAGAACUGGAUCGCAUAGGAUUGGACAAGGAGAAGUUACUCCAACGAGAGCUUACUGCAGAUGAAAGCCGAUACAAAGACUUGGAAAGCCGAAUGGAAGAUUCAUUGAAAAAGAGCAGGGACAUCAAAGAUGACAAGAUCAACACUUUAGAAACAAAGCUGCAAUCCAGUUUGAGCAAGAAUCAACAACUGACAGAUGAGCUGAAGAACAUCAAAAUGGAUAAUGCAAUUGUCAAAGAACAACUGGUGCAGGAGACUAGCAGUGCCAAAUCCCCAUCUUCCAACACCACACAUGAAGUCAAAGUCAAACGAUCUGACAGUGACAGAAUGCAGGCGAAACAGAUCAUGCAGAUGAAAGAUCACUUAGUAGAGGUUGAAAGAAAGAAUGCCACCUUCCUUGCCGAAAACACCAACAUGCAGACCCAGGUUCAGAACCUUGAGAAGCAGUCCGAGACGAUGAGGUCAGACUGCAGGUCGUUCCAGAACAAGGUGGAAUCCUUGCAGGAUCAGAACAUGUCAUUACAAGCACAGAAUGCCAAGUUACAGGUGGAGCAUUCCACCAUCUCAGCCCAGAUGUCUUCAGUGCAAUCCAAAUUCAACACCCAGGAGACUGACUACGAGAAACUCAAAGACCGCUUCGAGGAGCUAAGUGCCAACCACGAGGCCCUGCUCAACGACCAUGAGAACCUGGUGCAGCUCCAUGAGACACUGUCCACAGAGUACGAGUCUCUGGACUCUGAGCACGGCACUCUGAAGUCACACUACAGGCAUCUCAAGGGAGAGCUGCAGGAUGUACAACAUAAGUGCCAGGAGACUGAGAAGAGGUACAAGGACCUGGAGACCCUGAAGGUCUCCCUCAAGGAGGAGGAGGCCAAGUUCCGCCGGCUCAAGUCCGAGUCCCAGAGCGUCGAGUCCCUGCAGAAGGAGUACAACAUCCUCCAGGAGAAGCACAUUCGCAUGGACAAGGAGUAUCAGAGGGUGGAGGAGGAACUCAAAACCUCGAAGGGUUCGCAGAGAACACAAACCUUGAACCAGACCAACAUGCAAGGUCAGCUCUCUGAAUCAAGAGACCAGUGUCAGUCAUUGGAGAUGGAGAGAGCUAAACUAGAACAUAGAUGUGAGAUGUUGUAUCAGUUGAAUGCCAAUCUUGAGGAGGAGAACCGUAAGCUGAUGGAGCAGCUGAGCCAGCUCAUGGCUCAGAACUCUGAGCUUCUCGUCAACACCCUGGAGACCAAGGAGUUCCACCAUGAGGAGUCAAGGCAACUCGAGGAUCAGCUACACAACAUGAGACGUCAGAAGGAAAAGCUGGAAAACAAGAUCAUGGAGCAGUAUAAGAGUUACAUAUCUCCAUCAAAGAAGAGCAGAGGAGGUGGACUGAACUUUAAAUUUAUGAAAAGAAUCUACAAGGGCAAGACAAGAGACAAGGAGAGAGAGAAGAGGAGAACGUUGGAUGGAGACAACCAUCUAGAUGUAGCCCAGGACAGCCUGGGGGAGGCAUCGUCCAUCGGCUCUGGUAUCGAUUCCCUGGAUGGAUCAGUAGUCAUGGAGAGCAACAAAAAAUUAUUAGACGAUAGGAGAUCAAGCUUGGAUAGCAACAACUCGGUGGUGAGGAGAAAGAGAGACAGCUUUACGUCAUCAGCCGCCAAUCGACAAUCCAUGCCUUCUCAUGUAUUAGAGGGAAAUUCAGAUUCAAUGCCUAAAGGAGCAUUCAGCAUCUCAAGUGAGGACCUGCGCAUGUCCCGUGACUCCCUGGACAAGGGCAUGAUGCCCAGUGUCAGUACCCCUAUGCUGCACAACGACACACAAUCACAGGACAGCCAAUCAGACAGAGCUCAUCGUCGGAGCAGUCGCCUGUACUCUGUGGAGGAGAGUCCUCCUUCCAGUGUCUCUCCUUCAUCUGUCUCCAACAGUUUCAGCUACACUGAGUCUGAAAUAAGAAGAGGAACACUGAGGACUUCUCAGAGCAGCGGUGCUCUCAACACCAGCUGUAACAACCAAUCACCGUCCACCUCGGCCGUUCCAACAGCCACCAAUGGGAGACCCCAAUACACCUCGACGCCAACAAACUCUGCCCAGAAUAUAUCUCCACCGUCCAAGUCCCCUCGAUCACCACCGACGGGUGGAAGCGAAAUUCUAGACGAAGACAGUGGAAGCCAUUAUGUGAAGAACCCUCAGAGAGGAGAGAAGAUGAGACAGAGAUCGGGUGCCGUCGGGAUGUUGUCCAGGAUAAAGAGUCGUUCGCGGGAAAUCCUGACGGACCUUCGGGCGGGGUCGAUGGAGAACCUCAAUGACAUCUCCCGGGAUGGCGAUGGAAACAUCAAACACCCUCCAGCAACUGAGACUGAUGGCCCUAUCGCCAUGGCGCCCCACAAGUCCUACGGGUCGGAGGACUCCAUCGAGGCGACCGUAUCGCGGGAUCUCCAUUCCGUCAACGACAGCAGCAAACGGACCGUGAAGGACGUGGAGUUUGAAGUCCUGGACGACGAGGAAGAGGAGAUCGUCACUGUCCGAUCACCAAAGCGAGAAAGACCGCCUGGCCCUGGUAAGGGGGGUUUGGGGUCCGCUGCAUACACGGCACGGCCAUACGCCAAGCAGCAAUCCCGAGAGGAUAACAAGACAUCUGCAUCAUAUGCCUUACCACCAGAGGCCGGUUCUAAGGUGAUUAAGCCAAAGCCACACUAUCCCGAUGGAGCGCCCAUCAAACCUAAGUCGAUCCCCAUGGACAAUGCAGCGAGGGAAAUGAGCAAGUCUAGCGAACAAUUGAGCCCCAGAGGAAAAGACAUGUUGACCAAAGAGAACCUAGCAAACCUUGAGGCCAGGUUACGUCUUGUCAACAUAGCUGGAUCACCAGAGUCAAGCCCUUCCAAUGUUAGAAAAUCGCCGGCUAAAACGGCUGGCAAUGCAGAGGCGAAGGGUCCCAGCGGGAAACCACCCGUACCCCUUCCAAAGUCCAGACCUGUCUCUGCCACUGAGAAGACUCUUAAAGCAAAACCAACACCACCAACAUCAUCAUCAUCUAAACCAGAAGAUGGGGAAACAGACCCUCCUAAAAAGAACUCAGUCUGGUAUGAAUAUGGAUGUGUCUGAGUGUAUUCAAAUAAGAUAGAUAUAUAAAUUAGCUUCAUGAUGAUCUAGUGUUAUGUAGGUGGCCUAAAGACAUGUGUUUCUGUGCUGUUUCGUGAAAAUGCACUUUAUUACCAGUGUGGGAGGUUGUAAAUAGACAAAGGAAAAUAGAUAAAAGCUAUUUAAAAGUAUUAAUGAUUGUUAUUGUGAAAUGUGCAAACAACUCUUUUACAGUAAAGUAAAAUUUGAUAAUGAUUUCUUGUAAUUGUCAAACUUUGGACACAUGUAUCAUUCGAUGGAUCACGGUAUUCAGAUUUUCUCUCAUUCACAAGUUAGUAUUACGGUCUUCUAUGGUCAAAUCUAUCUCACACAACAGUUUGAAAAUCAUUCACAGUAAAUAUUUUUUUUUUUUUAAUUAUGUGCCCUACAGAAGGGUGCUGAGAGAAUCACUCUUGUGUGAGGAAUUUCUCUGCAGACGUCCUUCUGCCAGACACCUUUUUUCAAUGAUAUACAUGUACCAUAUACCAUCUAGUGAGAGUCAGAAAGGUGUAAGUACAUGAGUUACCAUCCUUCUGGCUCUCAGCAGAUCAUAUGUACAUAUUUUGUUGCUUACACCAGAGAGUAAUUAUUACCACUAAGUAUCAUAACCAGAACCAAUGUCUUCAAAUAUGAUUCAUUCCCCUAUGUGGACCCAAUUCAUUAGAUAUAUGUAUAUCCAUUCAAAUGCCAAGGAUUUGGUCUUAGAAUUCAAUACCUGUAUGUCAUUCAGUUCCAAUCAUUUGUAUUCGGUUUCAUUUUAUAACCGAUUCCAUUUAUCUUUCCUCAACUUGGUUGGAGACAAUAUAAGACUUGUUCACCAAUGAUGUGAUAAACUUCCAUGAAAAAGUCAAUUCUAUUUAAGGGUGAGAAAAAGUGAGUGUAGCAAAGGCCUCCUAAAAGCGUACUCCUCUGUUGGUUGUUAUGAGAUACAGAAAUGUGAGUCACAUUCUGCUUGUGUCAUUCUAUUCUAAUGCAGCAUUUUUUUUAAUUUUGGCAGUUAAUAAGUCAUACGAGAAAGGGGGUCUAUGUUUCUAUUGCAUCCCUUUGUAAUGGGUUUCAUCAUUAAUUCAUUUGUCUUCGUAUUCAAUACCUUGUAAUCAGUUGGUGAGAUUUUUCUUUUUCAUUUUACACAAUAUCAAGAGGAUUUUAACCAGAAUAUAUGCCUGCACCCAGGGAUAAAGGUUUGACAUGGGCAUAUUAUAUUGCAUGAUGCAUUACAGACUAAAUAGAUCUUGGUAUAUACUGUAGCUCUUGAGUGAGAGUAGCAUGGUGCAAAACACCCUUAAAUCAAACCAAGUGAAAAUAGUAUAGCGUUGGUUUGGAGACAGAAGGGCGUCAACUCAUAUUCAUUUACACACAGUUAAAGCCUUUCUGGCUCCAAACAGACGAUAUUUGUAUUUGAGAUGUGUAUCUGUAUAAAGAAGAAAUGAUACUAAUUAAAUUGUUAUUUAGGAGUUGGUUUUUGU
Molecule: messenger RNA, 8050 nt
Organism: Strongylocentrotus purpuratus (purple sea urchin)
Lineage: Eukaryota; Metazoa; Echinodermata; Echinoidea; Camarodonta; Strongylocentrotidae
Product: girdin
Exons: 28
Coding region: 750-6569 (1939 amino acids)
Biological process (GO): cytoskeleton-dependent intracellular transport; cytoplasmic microtubule organization
Cellular component (GO): centrosome; cytoplasm
Molecular function (GO): dynein light intermediate chain binding; microtubule binding
Source: RefSeq, a predicted model, not a curated record